Oreochromis niloticus (Nile tilapia) is the source of this 2909-nucleotide messenger RNA. RefSeq names its product TEF transcription factor, PAR bZIP family member a (gene tefa). Lineage: Eukaryota; Metazoa; Chordata; Actinopteri; Cichliformes; Cichlidae. Bases 238 to 1206 code for a protein of 322 amino acids. Gene Ontology annotation, cellular component: nucleus. The transcript has 5 exons. The record is from RefSeq and is a predicted model, not a curated record. Gene Ontology annotation, biological process: regulation of transcription by RNA polymerase II. Gene Ontology annotation, molecular function: DNA-binding transcription factor activity, RNA polymerase II-specific; RNA polymerase II cis-regulatory region sequence-specific DNA binding.
AAAUCUUCAGAUUGCCACAGUUACUGAGGAAGUGGGUUAGUGAGCCUCUCUUGGAUGCUUUCGCGGAUAAAAUUUCGCUUGAGCGGAUUCAGUGGAUUUUAAAGCAGUCUGUCACAGCGGUUCAGCGGGCUGAAGAACUGCCGUUAUCAAGCUAACCCGCCGUGUUUGCAUCUUUUUUGUACUUGCUCCGCGGUGAACUUUAGAUAAUAAAGACACAAUAAAAAAAGAAUUUAAAAAAUGUCUGGAGAGCCACUUCUCGUCACGGUGGAGACUGCCGCUGGGGCCCCGAGUUCAUUCCCGCUGGUUUUGAAGAAAAUAAUGGAAAUGCCUCCGCCGAAUAUACUGGACGGAGACGACGACACCGACAAGGAAAAGCUGUGUCUUGGAGACACCGGUGACCUGGGCGGAGGAGGGAGCGACAUGGGUCCUUCAGCCGCUCUGACCCCAGCUAUCUGGGAGAAAACCAUCCCCUAUGAUGGUGAGAGCUUCCACCUGGAGUACAUGGACCUGGAGGAGUUCCUCAUGGAGAAUGGCAUCCCCACAUCACUAGACGAGAACUCCUUAAAGGGCACCCCAGAAGGAAGCGCCAUGAAGACGGAGAACCAAAAGGCUACGUCCUCUGCACAGACAAAGAUCACCAAGCCAGUGUCUCCAAUGACUCUGCUGCCCAUUCAGGAGCUGGACAAGAGCCACGAGGAAGUGGUGAUCAUCACAAAGAGUGAUUCUGACAUCACCUCUGAUGUUGUUACAGAGGUGACCACUGACAAGGACAGGGUGACUCCUGAGCCCAUCAGCCCUGAGGAAAUUGAGGUUGAGGUCAACUACGAGCCAGAUCCUACAGAUUUGGUCCUGUCGAGCGUGCCCGGGGGCGAACUGUUUGACCCGCGCAAACACAAGUUCUCUGAAGAUGAUCUCAAGCCACAGCCUAUGAUUAAGAAGGCUAAGAAGGUGUUUGUACCCGACGAACAGAAGGAUGACAAAUACUGGCAGAGGAGGAAGAAGAACAACUUGGCAGCUAAACGUUCCCGCGAUGCCCGCAGGCUGAAGGAGAACCAGAUCACUGUCCGAGCUGCGUUCCUGGAGCGUGAGAACACGGCGCUGCGGACGGAGGUGGCCGAGCUGCGGAAGGAAUGCGGCCGCUACAAGAACGUUUUGGGCCGAUAUGAAAACAAAUACGGACCACUAGCGGUGCCAGAUGACGAAUAGACAACAGUUGAUUUAUUCAUUUAUUUUUUCUAAUGAAUAAAUAAAUCAGACCUUUGGUUGGUACGUGGAAGAAGAGGAUAAAGAACAGAAGAGCAUGUGUGAGGGCCGAUGCUGCCAGCGAGAUGUCAUAGCAUGUUAAGAUAUCAAUAUGUUCUUUUUUUAAUUAUUAUUAUUAUUAUUAUAUUUAGCAUCUGUGCAAGUGAGAGGGGUGUGUGAGGAUAUACAAGUGCUUCUUUGGUGCACCUCGCUUCUGAGGUGUCAUUUUUUUAUCAUGUUUUGUACGCCUGAUGCCGAGAUGAGAUUGUUUGUGAUGUUCGGGGUUUGAUUUUACAUACAGUAGGGUUUUUUUUUUGUUUUUUUUUUAAGGUAGCACAUGUAAUGGUUUAGGCUACAUGGCUUCCUUAUUGGGGGUUGCAGGUUGCUUCCAGCAGUUUUCAUAGCAGUUUUAUAUCAUAAUAUAAGAGAUCGUGCAAAGAGUUGGGCUUUUCUUUACCCAUGAAGACUUCGUUUUUUUGACUGUGACAUUUCCAAUAACCUAAAAGCUUCUUCAGGGGAUUCCUGUGACUUGGCAGGAAACAACAAACAAACAAAAAAAGCACCCAUGUUCACUUUUCUUCAUGUAUAAGCUUUCUACUAGCGGCGGCUCAGAGCUGUACAUAAACGCUUGGUCGUCCCCGUUUCUGUGCGUGUCGCUCUCGUGCUGUGUCCCUCACAGAGUCGUUGCCUCUCUGCGGGUCGUCGAUGUGGACUUGUCCAUUUUCUGUCAGCAACACUUCAGAAGUGUCUGUGUAGAAUCUACUGAUGCAUGCACUGUAAAUAGCUCAGGCUAAUGUAAUACAUUAAAAAAUGUAUUUAGCAUCAUAAACCAUACAUACAGUGCUGUUUGAGUUUUUGAAGAAUCUUUAUUUACCAUUUACACCUGCUUCCGUAUUACAGGUUUUCUGUCCAACAAGUUUUGUGUCGAAACACACCGAGUGUCUCUUCAGUCUCCGUAACACAGACUGUUGUGGGACGCCUCUUUAAACCCUUUGAGUGUUUUCUACGUCUGAAGCCAUUUCAAUGCAGCGAGCAGUCUGCCAGUUUACAGUUAACUUUGCAUCCAAACUACAGCUGUGACUUACCCGCCGGUUACUUUGCUGUCCACUUUUGACAAAAAAGGGAAAGCUGUUUAUUUUUCUUUCGCUGCAGGGCUUCCGUAUCUAUAACUGUUCUCACUUUGUGACCUAAAUAAAAGUGAACAUUGUGUUCUUUACAAUUUUUUUUCCGUUUUUUUAAAAAACAGCUUCUUCUUAAUGAAUGGGCGUGUGCAUUUUUGUGAAGUAAAACUACAAGUAGGAUUUUUGUGUAAAUAUUCCAGACCUCUUUAACAGAAAAUUGUUUCACUCCAAGCUUCAGUAAUUCUAAUCAGAUUAUCCUUAAAAGGUCUCUAAAUGUGUCUUUUUUUUCUUAAAUCACAUUUUUUAGACUGAUUCUGGUGUAACUGGUAAUGAGCUUUUUUUUUUUUUUUUUGGACUCAUUGGAGUUUUUUUGUUGCAAUGGUUGUUGCAGCUGCCUUCUCAGGAACAGGUCAUUUAGCUAAGUUUGUUGUGUUUUUUAACCUUUCUGGUUACAUCUUUGUGUUUCUUUGUAAAGAAACAUCUUUGAGUGUGGCAAUCUUUUGCCUUGUAUAUACAUUAUGUAAGAUUAAAGCCUUGUUGACCGAA